Molecule: messenger RNA, 3411 nt
Organism: Schistocerca nitens (vagrant locust)
Lineage: Eukaryota; Metazoa; Arthropoda; Insecta; Orthoptera; Acrididae
Product: deoxyuridine 5'-triphosphate nucleotidohydrolase-like
Exons: 4
Coding region: 107-547 (146 amino acids)
Biological process (GO): dUMP biosynthetic process; dUTP catabolic process
Molecular function (GO): dUTP diphosphatase activity; magnesium ion binding
Source: RefSeq, a predicted model, not a curated record
AAUUCUUUGUGCCGUACGCGCCAAGAAGUGUUUACGCGCGAAAGCUGCAGGCGAAAGUCGUAGAGGACUUUAAUCUUGUUGUUCACGGUACGCUACAAUUUGACAGAUGCCGACUGCCACUGCAACACUCCGGUUUGUGAAGCUAACGGAAAAUGCAUUUGCUCCUUCGAAAGAAUCUUCAACAGCAGCGGGAUAUGAUCUGAAAAGUGCGUAUGAUAUAGUCGUCCCCCCACAUGGAAAAGAACUUGUGAAAACUGAUAUUAAGAUACAACUGCCUAAAGGUUGCUAUGGGAGAAUAGCUCCACGGUCAGGUCUAGCUUUAAAACAUCACAUCGACGUCGGAGCUGGUGUUGUUGAUGAGGACUACAGAGGAAAUGUUGGCGUUGUUCUUUUUAAUCAUUCGGAUAAGCCCUUCAGCGUUCAGCGUGGCGACAGAAUAGCACAGCUAAUAUGUGAACAGAUAUUCUAUCCAGAUCUGGAGGAAGUUCAGGAACUAGAAGAUACUGAUCGUGGCUCUGGUGGAUUUGGUUCAACAGGCACAAAAUGAAGUUUCAUUUCUGCAGUCAGUGCAUUAUCCUUACAUUAAGUGGUAAUUUUUCUGAUCUGUUUUUUUCUACGUUGGAUUUGUUUGUUCAUUUCAGUAUUUUAUAGUUUUAAAUGCAUUUAUUGUUUGUGAUGUUUAAAAGUAGUGAAAAUAGGCAUUACCUGGACAUUUUUUUUUGUCUUUCCUUGAAGUUUUAAAUUAAAGAUGUGUUUGUAAAAUUUUUAUUCGUGCAUCUGGGAUAAACAAGUACAAAAAAAUUCAAUCUUUCCAUUUUAACAGUACAUCAUUCAUUUUAUAGAACUGGAAAAAACUUUGAACUCUAUUUUGGACAAUGUAACACCUAUGGUUGUUAAGUAGACUAUAUUUCGGGGUUAAGUGGACUUCUGUUAAAUAAAUUAUAGCACACUAAAUAUAAAAACAUGCUGCAACAUUAGCAAAGGAGUUUGAUGUGUGAAUGGGGAGAAAUCAUGGCAGUAACAAAACUAGCGCACACUGACUUCAAUAACAGAUAUCAUAUCAAGUGCGCAUGACCUGUGUUGGAUUGGAUAGUUUGACAAUUAUUUCACAUGGAGAAACAAUGGUGGUGUCUUCCUCUGCAGCUUCAGAUUUUGUAAUAGCAACUGCUACUGUAUCUUCUAAAAUUUAAUUUUACAGCAGCCAUCACAUUUUAAAGACUUCAACAACAUAAUUGUGACUACUUGGGGCAGUUUUUCCUCGUACUUUAAUUACAGUGAAGUCAGCUUUCUGUACUGAUUCAACGUUUUCUUCAGCAUCCUUUUACAGAUUAGUGACAGAGGAGUCAAUAUACUGAACAUAAGAAUCUUUGAGUUGCUUGCUUAUUUUCAAAUAUUUGGCAUUUGGUGGAAUACUUUACCUUGUGUAACUUAGGCUUCUUUACUAAUGGCUUUGAUCUUGUCCUGCUGUUGCCUUUGUUGUUCAAUGGGUGUUCUGGUAAUAAAUCAGUUUUCCUAUUUUUUACUACUUGGAUUGUUUCACCAACCUUAGGAUGUGGCCAAACUUGCACGGAUCUAAUUUUGUAGCUUGAUCUUUUGGCAUGUCAUACUUAUGUAUGUAUGUUUGCAUCGUCUUCCUGUGAACAAUCUGCUGUUUCUCGCUGAACUGGUAGAGGUCUGUCUGUUACAUAACAAAAUAGUUUGGUAAAUAUAUUCUGAACAUAACGGUUCAGUACCACUGACACUAGUCUUUAAAGAUGUUGAAAGAUCAUAAAUAUCAAAGGACAUAGUACAUUUAAAAAGUGCAGCAUCAUGUAUGCUAACCCUCUUUGCAUUGGCUGAUGUUCGUGUGAAAUGACGAGCAUGCACUGUCAGAAGCCUUUAGAGGUCCAAAUACUGUCAAAUCUAAGAGCUGCAUCUCAUGACUGCUGUGAGUAGGAAAAGCUAACAAAAGAAUGCCACUGCCUUAAACUUAAUUGAAGGUAUCAGUAUUGUGUGACUCAUGGUUGUCCAGACUAAUUUUGGUGCAUGUUUCACAAAAUUCUUUAAUACGGAUGCAUCACUCAUCCCCUUGAAUUGGCUUCUCCUCCACUUCCCUAAAACAAAUGUUGGCACUACUUUUCCUGUAGCUACUACAGAUGGGCGCCCCCCCCCCCCCCCCCACACACACACACACACACACACACACACACACACACACACACACACACACACACACAAAUUACUGGCCAGACAUUUGACCUACGUUUCUUGGUCAGUCUUGUAGACGGCAUGUGAACUCUUGUCUCAUCAAGACUGUGAACAUCUCAUGAGCCAAAUUAAAAAUCUUGCUUUUAUAUCUCGCAAUUUAUCAUGGAAUACAGCCACUGUUAAGUAUUUGCUCUUGGUCUGUAGUGUUAGAUUAUGGCUCUUCCAAAAAGCAGCGAGCCAGUUUUCUCCUGCUGUUUUCAUGUUUUCCCAAUUUUAAUAUUCUGUUUGCUGUGACUCAAAAGUAAGUUUUGGCGAGCUGUUAUGAGUGUUGUAACAUUUUCUGACCACCACAUGCUCAUCAUCCAGAGAAAAGGGAAAAAAAACCUUGUAGGUGUUCAUUCUGAGGGUAAAAGUUAAAUUUUGAGGUAUCUCCUGCAACUCUAAUCUCCCAGUGCAGUGUUUCAGUGUAAUAAGAGAAAUAUCAGUGUGCACUGCAGCUUGACUGUCUAGUCUCUCUCCAUUUGCUAUUGAUUUUAAAACAUUUUUCAGGUCUGUUGCAGCAUAUAACCUAUUAUGUGUUGCACAUAGACAAUUUUUAAGUUUUUUCUAAAAGAAAAUGUAAAAAAAAGGUUUUUGUAUUGACAGUGCAAAUUUUAUAAAUGUGAAUUUAUUUCACAUUUGCAUCAAAUUUAUUUUCUUCCAUUGACAAUUUUUUGGGGUUAAUGGAAACAAUCUGCUACAGCUCAAAAUUUACUGGUCCACUUAACCCUAUCUUCAUUUUAGGAACAGUUUUCAAAAUGACUCCAUGUGUAGCUUAUAUUUCAUGGAGUUUUGCAAAGCAAUAACAGUUGAAUUUUACUCAAACUAACAAAACUGUAUACUAUUAGUAAUUAAAAAUGAGAAUUUGUUAGUUGUGAAAACAAAAUUAUUCUUACCUGUGCAUUUUACUACUUCAUCUGUAUCUGUGAACGUAGCUAUCUACAACAGCCACAUUAGCUCACACAGUACAGAGAAAAAAUCUUGAGUAUGUGUGUUGAUGUAAUAGUUCAGUUAACCCUUUAACUCCUGAAUAUAGGUUUGAAUCUCCCACAUAAUUACAAAGUGUGUAACAUCCUUAUGAAAACUAGCACGUUAUCAAAAACUUUUAUUGUGUUUUGUGAAGUUUGUUAAAUUUGUCUUAUUCCUUGUGUUGUUUGAUAAUAAAGAAUGGCUCAGCGCAAUACA